AUGAAUGUCAAUGUUUAUUGGCCACCUGGAACACAGCCUUCUACAUCAAUGUCCCCGAUGACAUCGCCCGCCUUUCCCCAAAUGUUGUAUAAUGGAUUCGAAAUGAGUGUUUACCAUAGUCACUCGUUCGAUCAGAGGUUUAACAACCUCCGCCCAUUCAAUAGUUCAGAUUCAAAUCAAUCCAGGUAAGUCCCCUCCACUCCAAAUCGACUCCUUUUAAACCUGAUCCUUCAAUUUGUACUAUAUGCCAAAUUUAUUUUUUUAGUCUGAAAACCCAUUCGUCUCCCGAAAGUGAUGCAUCAACCCAACGAAAGGCCAAGAAAGGAGGUGCCAGGAGAUAUAAAACACCGUCUCCUCAACUUCUGAGAUGCCGGAGAGAAGCUGCGAAUGCGCGAGAGAGAAGACGAAUGAACCAUCUGAAUGAUGCCUUCGAAGAGGUGGGUUACUGUAGUUUUGAAUUUCGAAAAAGAGUUGGGUCGUGGUACUGCAACUAAUUUUUUUGUAGACUACUGUAAUUUAAAUGGAAACAAAUGAUAACAAGAGAAAAAAUUUGUCAUCAUAUGCCAUCGUUAUCAAGUUUUUGGCCAUGAACUUAAUUUAAUUAGAGUGAUUUGAAUUUAUCGAUGAUAACAGCUUUCUCAAAACAAGACAAGAUGACGUUUGAUUAUGUUUAUUUAUAGCUCCGAAAAGUGUUGCCACCUCUAGAACAAGGUCGUCGUCUGUCCAAGUUCGAGACUCUCCAAAUGGCUCAAGCGUAUAUCGAACAAUUGGCUUAUCUCCUUCAGCAGCCAUGA
This is a messenger RNA of Bursaphelenchus xylophilus (pine wood nematode), 794 nucleotides long. Lineage: Eukaryota; Metazoa; Nematoda; Chromadorea; Rhabditida; Aphelenchoididae. The record is from the annotation of a GenBank genome assembly.